AUGGAGAACGCUACCAGUUCACCUGAGUAUCCGCCAGAUGCUGGAACCUGGGAGUUGAGCGCCGUGAUCUACGUGGCCGUGUGUUUGUUCGUGCUCUUCGUGAUCCACGGCUCCAUGGAACGACGCGGGCGAAUGAAAUGGUCAAAGCUUCGCUGGGAGCACGUGGCGGAAAGCUCACGUGGCUGCUCCACCAGCUGUAUGGCCGUUUGGCGGUUCUUCUGCUGCGUGCUGGUGAUCCUCAAUAAUGUGGUCAUGGUCUUUGUCUCGGAUUCAGCCAGCAAACUCGUAGCUGGUGGCUUUAUCGUUUUUGCCACAUUCACUGUAUGGAGCUGGACUUUGAUUGGCGUUUAUAUGGGACUCGCUGGAGCUGUUUCCUUGGCAUCGGCUUGCAAGUCUACACCCCGCCAGGGCUGCGCAAGUGUGUUGCCUUGCCGUAUCAUUUGGCUUCUUUUUGAGGUCAUGUUGCCUGUUUCGUUCUUGAUCUUCUUGCUGGUGUGGUUGGUCUUGCUGCCAGCAGCUUAUCAUACUUCGGGUACUGCGAUGGGCCUCUUCACGCCUCCAGCACUGGCAGCUCACAACCUGAAUUUUGUCUUUAUGUUCAUUGAGGCACUUGUGAACCGACUCUGCAUCACCACAUAUCAUUUGAUAUUUAUCUUCUACUAUGGUGGCUUGUAUGUGAUUUUCUCCUGGAUCUUCUUCGCCUUUCAGCAUUUCUUCUUCUACUUCUUCAUUGAUUGGAGAUAUCCACUUGUCUUGAUCGGUUACUCGGGCCUUCUUUGCAUGCUCACCACCUUCUUCUUCAUUGGCCGAUCCAUCGUGAACUGCGUGAAACCGCCCUUGUACACCUGGGACCUGGAUGAAAGUGAGAGCGAGGAAUCGGAGUUGGAGAGUGCCAGUUGCACCGAGUAA
Molecule: messenger RNA, 909 nt
Organism: Durusdinium trenchii
Lineage: Eukaryota; Dinophyceae; Suessiales; Symbiodiniaceae
Source: the annotation of a GenBank genome assembly